AUGGCAGACGAUAAUCACCCCGAGAAGCCGGAAGGCGGUGGUAAUAACACCACGCCCAGAGAAGAAGACGUCCCGCAGUGGCCCUCCAUUGAUGAGAGGCCAUCCUCUGAAUUUCUCGGCGAGGAGAAAUGGCGGGUUUCGAUCUUCAACCCCGACUCGGACGAUAGUACGGUCGCCUUGCCAGAUCUCGGCGACAAGGGCUCCUUGCCGUCCUACUGCGAGGACGAGGACGAUGACGAGGAGGCCAUCCUCCCGGCGUGGCUGACCGAGGCCUGGCAAGAAAAGGCCCAGCUAUCCAAGGAGUGCACCUCGGCGCCGGCAGCGGAAGCUGACGAGAGCAAGGAGACUCAAGUCGACGAGCCGGUGGCAGAUGAUAAGCCUCAUCGGGGGAGCAGGAUCUCUUCCGCGGGGUUCCGCUGCUCGCAAUGCGGCCACUACCGCCGCGAUUCCAUGCGAUCCUCGACCACGUUUGGAAACGGACCGCAAUUGCCCACAGAACAUCAACACGAAUCCUGCCUCCGACGCCCGGCAUCUUUAUCUCUCUUCCCACGCACAAGACCACCCUCACCCCUGAGCACCCAGCGCGCUUUCCCCCUGUCCGUUAAGAGGGUCCCUUCCAAGGCCGUGUCGGACGCGCAGACGUUCUACAGCGCGCAGGAGGGGGAGGGCGUCAACUCCCCGGAGCCGCACUCGGAAACUGCAUCCGUCAUAUCCUCCAUCUUCGCCACGCCGUUGCGGCACCUCGCGAGCAACCCAUCGCUCAGGGGCUCCUUGUCUACCGACACGGCGACGAGCGAGGAACAGCGCGUUACGCCCAUUGCGGAGCAGAGACACCCGGGCAAGGCCGGCGCGCGAAUCAGCCGCUUCACGAGGCCGUUCGAGCCGGACAUUGACGAGGAGGACGACGGCUCGGGGUACCGGCGGCAGGUGAUGGAUAUGGAGGUGGUGCGGGCCGAGAAACAAGGCUCGGAGCUGACCCAGACGGCGGACGGGAAGGACGAGAAGGAAGAGUGGGUCGAGGGGUGGCGGCUCGCGUUCCUGCUGCUGGGCAUCUGUCUCGUGGUGUUCUUGAUAUCCGUCGACCGCACCAUACUCACGACGGCCAUUCCCUACAUCACGUCCGAGUUCCAGUCGACGGCGGACAUCGGGUGGUACGGCUCAGCCUAUCUGCUGACAGCUUGCGCCUUCCAACCCGUCUUUGGCAGGGUCUUUAUGCUCUUCUCCAUCAAGUGGUCGUACAUGCUGGCCAUGUUCAUGUUCCUAGUCGGAUCACUCAUCUGCGGCCUUGCGCCCAACUCGGUGGCGCUCAUCGUCGGUCGUGCCGUGGCCGGGUUCGGGAGCGCUGGCAUCCUAACCGGCAGCUUCGUCGUCGUGGCGAUGGCGGUGCCCUUGCGGCUCCGUCCUAUCUACACCGCCAUCGUCGGUCUGAUGUUUGGCCUCGGAGCCACUGUCAGUCCUCUACUUGGAGGCGUAUUCACAGACCUAGUCACCUGGCGAUGGUGCUUUUACAUUAACCUCCCCGUCGGAGGCGUCACCGUCCUAGUCUUUCUUCUGUUCCUCCACCCCCAGCGACGCCCGCGCCACGAGCAGACCUUCUUCGACAGGUUCAUGGACCUCGACAUCGUCGGCAACGUGUUGCUGCUCGGCGCCUGCGUGAUGCUGUUCCUAGUGCUCGAGUUCACGGCGCAGGGGGAGGCAUGGUCGAGCCCCCGGGUGGCCGGCUUGCUCGCCAGCGCCGGCGCGACGGCGGCCGUCUUUGCGGCAUGGCAGUGGUGGAAGCAGGACGGCGCCCUGAUCCCGCCGGCCAUCGUCACGCAGAGGACGGUAGCCGCUUCGUGUGUCGCCGCGUUUGCCACAUACGGGGCGCUGCUGAUCCACUCUUACUUCCUGCCACUCUGGUUCCAGGCCGUCAAGGGCGAGAGCGCCACCUCGUCGGGCGUGGACAUGAUCCCGUACGUCGCCACGAACGCCCUCUUCUCCCUCUUCUCAGGCUUCUUCGUCUCCGUUGUCGGCUACUUCGUGCCACCGGCCGUGGUCGGGGGCGUGAUCGCGACGGCCGGGUGCGGCGUCUUCUUGCUGCUGUCUCAGGACUCCCCGACGACGCAGUGGAUCGGCUUUGAGAUCCUCGUGUCGGCGGGCUUUGGCAUGUCUAUUCAGCAGGGCUUCACGGCCGUCCAGGCCAUCUUGCCUCCCGACGACAUCUCCAUCGGAACCGCGGCCGUCGUGGCCUCGCAGUCUUUGGGCGGCGCCAUCUUCAUCUCCGUCGGAAACACCUUGUUCCAAAAUCACCUCCUACAGGCCUCGGCGCAAAACAUGGUCCCAGGCGUCGACAUUCGCGCGGUGCUCGAGGGCGGAGCGACGGCUUUCCGUGACGUGGUCCCGGCCAGCGCGCUGCCGAUGAUGCUCACCGUGUACAACGAGGCUCUCCGGGUAGCGUUCACGGCAGCGAUUCCCUUGGCUGGCGUGUCGGUUAUCGCGGCUUGCUUCAUGGAAUGGAAGUCGGUGAAAGGAAAGAAAGCUGGAUAG
Molecule: messenger RNA, 2526 nt
Organism: Colletotrichum graminicola M1.001
Lineage: Eukaryota; Fungi; Ascomycota; Sordariomycetes; Glomerellales; Glomerellaceae
Product: major facilitator superfamily transporter
Exons: 4
Coding region: 1-2526 (841 amino acids)
Biological process (GO): transmembrane transport
Molecular function (GO): transmembrane transporter activity
Source: RefSeq, a predicted model, not a curated record